Messenger RNA from Funneliformis mosseae, 142 nucleotides. Lineage: Eukaryota; Fungi; Glomeromycota; Glomeromycetes; Glomerales; Glomeraceae. The record is from the annotation of a GenBank genome assembly.
AUGACACCAAUUCUUGCAUAUAUUAUUUUAGAAAAAAGUGUUAAUAGAAAGAAUAGCUUUUUGAUAAAUGGUCAACAAAUCAUAUAUGAAGAUUUGAAAUCUCAUGAAAUAUUAAUGCUUAAAUCAGUUGACAUUACUGAAA